UUGGCCGGCGCACUGUCAGUACCUCUCACUGACAGCCGAGUCAAUCUUGCUGGCCCGACAUACACUAAAAGACCUGAGACGAACAGCGAUGGGAUACCUUUGUCGAAGCAGCUUUCCAAUUUAUAUCUUCGUCAAAGGAGGCAUGGCUGAGCUUCUUCCCUCUCGCAAAUUCCAGCUGACAAGCAAAGAAUCCCGUAUCAACAACACAAGAUCACGAUGUGCGGCCCAGAAACCCCCUCCUCAACUCCCCGCGUCGGUGCCCGAGUAGAUUUCUUCUCCCACACAUCUUCCUCCUGCAGUAGCAGCGACAGCAAUAGCAGGCCGAUCGGCAACCUGUUGUUCCUCAAUCCUUCCUCUCCGUCCAGCUCCCUUGCCACACACGUACGCUUCCAGCAGCCGCCCAGAGCAGACAAGCUCAACUCCAGCAAGAGCCUCAGCACAGACAGCAUCCUCGUAUCAAUACACUUGACGGGCGACCUAACCAAGCCGGUCUCUGACUCCGGGCUGUUGCGACAAUUCACUCUCUGCCGCGGUUGUGAGGCUGUCAAUGGCGACGGUGACGGCUCACUCUUCGAGAUGCCGUUGCGGGAAGCGCUCUCAAUGAAUGUGGGGCAGGAUGGCAUCAUUGGGAGGCGGGUAUCGAUGACGAGGGGAGGGGAGCUGCUGGCCGACGGGAUCGUGGGUUUCAAUUUCCUUCCGCCAGCGGCAGCCACAACCUCGCUAUAG
This is a messenger RNA of Canariomyces notabilis, 726 nucleotides long. RefSeq lists its product as uncharacterized. The transcript has 2 exons. The record is from RefSeq and is a predicted model, not a curated record. NCBI's taxonomy places the organism in Eukaryota, Fungi, Ascomycota, Sordariomycetes, Sordariales, Chaetomiaceae. The coding region runs from base 217 to 726 and encodes 169 amino acids.